GUGCUUCGCCCUUACAGCAGAGCGCCUAAAACCGCUACAGUGGCUCUGCUGGGGACAAAUUAUUCACGUCCCACUGUUCUGCAAACCCAAUCUGGGAGGUAUGACCUGGCUGAGACAGUUUAGGAAGAUGGCCACGAAGGCACCUGGGGGAAUAGAUAUAUGUAUUUGAGAAUGGGAGGAGUAAAUCGCUGGACGACCAUGAGCAGGAAGAAAAUUAAGCCUCCACCUCCCAACCAGUGGCCCGGAGUUGGCGACUUAGAGAGCUCGCGCCAGCGCCGGGAGCCCCGCCUUGGGGGCGUAGCCGCACGCUGGUCGGCUGGGGCGGGGCCUGCUUCUGGCCCCAUCUAGCCCCGCCCCAGGCGAGGGCGCCGCACCCACACUGCGCUGCGCAGUUUUGUUCUGCACCAGCGGUUCGAAGGUGAUCCAGACGCGAGAUGGCUGUCCUCUCUAAGGAAUAUGGUUUUGUGCUUCUAACUGGUGCUGCCAGCUUUAUAAUGGUGGCCCACCUAGCCAUCAAUGUUUCCAAGGCCCGCAAGAAGUACAAAGUGGAGUAUCCUACCAUGUACAGCACGGACCCUGAAAACGGGCACAUCUUCAACUGCAUUCAGCGAGCCCACCAGAACACGUUGGAAGUGUAUCCUCCCUUCUUAUUUUUUCUAGCUGUUGGAGGUGUUUACCACCCGCGUAUAGCUUCUGGCCUGGGCUUGGCCUGGAUUGUUGGACGAGUUCUUUAUGCUUAUGGCUAUUACACAGGAGAACCCGGCAAGCGUAGUCGAGGAGCCCUGGGGUCCAUCGCCCUCCUGGGCUUGGUGGGCACAACUGUGUGCUCUGCUUUCCAGCAUCUUGGUUGGGUUAAAAGUGGCUUGGGCAGUGGAUCCAAAUGCCAUUAAAGAAUUAUAGGGGUUUAAAAACUCUCAUUCAUUUUAAAUGACUUACCUUUAUUUCCAGUUACAUUUUUUUUCUAAAUAUAAUAAAAACUUACCUGGCAUCAGCCUCAUACCUA
This is a messenger RNA of Nomascus leucogenys (northern white-cheeked gibbon), 1003 nucleotides long. It is a transcript of the gene MGST3, whose product is annotated as microsomal glutathione S-transferase 3. Gene Ontology annotation, molecular function: glutathione peroxidase activity; glutathione transferase activity. Gene Ontology annotation, cellular component: membrane; endoplasmic reticulum; nuclear envelope. The record is from RefSeq and is a predicted model, not a curated record. NCBI's taxonomy places the organism in Eukaryota, Metazoa, Chordata, Mammalia, Primates, Hylobatidae.